This is a messenger RNA of Apaloderma vittatum (bar-tailed trogon), 1035 nucleotides long. It is a transcript of the gene GPR17, whose product is annotated as G protein-coupled receptor 17. The transcript has a single exon. The coding region runs from base 1 to 1035 and encodes 344 amino acids. Gene Ontology annotation, biological process: positive regulation of Rho protein signal transduction; phospholipase C-activating G protein-coupled receptor signaling pathway. Gene Ontology annotation, cellular component: membrane. Gene Ontology annotation, molecular function: G protein-coupled receptor activity. The record is from RefSeq and is a predicted model, not a curated record. NCBI's taxonomy places the organism in Eukaryota, Metazoa, Chordata, Aves, Trogoniformes, Trogonidae.
AUGAAUGGCCCAGCAGAUUCCUCAAGCCUACUUUUGAACUGCUCAAAUCAAUCAAGUUUCUCUUUGGAAACCUCAGAGCAAUGCGGUAAAGAGACACACCUCGAGAACAUUCUUUUUGCCACUUUCUACUUCCUGGACUUCAUCCUGGCUUUUGUUGGCAAUGCCCUGGCUCUUUGGCUCUUCAUCCGGGACCAAAAGUCAGGCACACCUGCCAAUAUUUUCCUGAUGCAUCUUGCUGUGGCUGACCUGUCCUUUGUGCUGGUACUUCCCACCCGGCUGGUGUACCAUUUUUCGGGUAAUCACUGGCCGUUUGGUGAGAUCCCAUGCAGACUCACCGGCUUCCUUUUUUACCUCAACAUGUACGCCAGUAUCUACUUCCUCAUGUGUAUCAGCAUUGACCGUUUCCUUGCCAUCGUGCACCCUGUGAAGUCCAUCAAGCUCCGCAGGUCCCUUUACGCCCAUUUGGCAUGUGCCUUCCUAUGGGUUAUAGUUGGGGUUGCGAUGGCCCCCCUGCUGCUCAGUGUGCAGACAGUCGAGAUGAAAAACACAACCGUGUGCCUGCAGCUCUACAGAGAAAAGGCCUCACGCCACGCCCUCGUGUCCUUAGCGGUGGCAUUCACCUUCCCGUUCGUUACUACAGUGACUUGCUACCUACUAAUCAUCCGUAGCCUCAAGAGUGGCACCAGAGUCGAGAAACACCUGAAGGAAAAAGCAAUCAAAAUGAUCAUCAUGGUCCUGAUCAUCUUUCUCAUUUGCUUUGUACCUUAUCAUGUCAAUCGCUACAUUUAUAUUCUCCACUACAACGGGACCAAAACUUCUUGUGAAACACAGCGUAUUCUAGCCCUCAGUAACCGCAUCACUUCCUGCCUCACGAGUCUAAAUGGUGCCUUUGACCCAGUUAUGUAUUUUUUUGUAGCUGAGAAAUUCCGUGAGGCUUUGUGCAAUCUGUUUUGCGUUAAAAAGACUGUAACGCUGCCUCAAACUUUCGAAGGUAAGACAAACGAAAGUUCACUAAGUGCUAAAUCUGAACUGUGA